CUGAAAACACAAAUUUAAACAUUGUUUUGGAAAAAGCUAUAAGCUUUGUAUAAGAAAGAAAAGUGUAUGCAUAACAGUUGUGUAUGUUUCAGGAACAGUUGCACGAAUUGAGAUUAUUAAAUAUUUACCGGUUCAUAGAGACAUUUCAGGAAACUGCAAAAAGUGGAACCACUCUACUUUUACUAAGUAACAAUUCUUACAUCAGUCUAUCUUUAAUUACUAAGUUCAAAGUUAUGCUUGAGUAGUACACUAUGGAAAGGGCCCCGAAUAUAGACUAACAUCUUAACUUGCCUGUCGUAAACACAUUUGGUCAAACCUUAAUGCCAAACGUUCAAAAAAAUAUAUCCCUUUUACUAGAUUAUAGGCAUGCUUUUCAUCUUGUAGCUCCAAAAAUGUUUUCUGCAGAUGCUGCGUGGAUGAGGAGGUGACAGUUUCACAUUUUCUACUUUCAUGUCCUGUCACAAAGAUAAAGACUCCACUCAAAAGGCUUGUUCUAUGAUUAUCUCUGUCAUCUAAUGAAUUCCGACAUUUGCUGUCACAAACGAUUGAUUAUCAGCUCCAAACGGUUCGACGAGCAGGGACAUUCCGACUUAAGAGGCUUGUUUUAUGAUAAUCUCAGUCAUCUAAUGAAUUCCAACAUUUGCUGUCACAAACGAUUGAUUAUCAGCUCCAAACGGUUCGACGAACAGGGACAUUCCGACUUAAGAGACUUGUUCUAUGAUAAUCUCAGUCAUCGAAUGAAUUCCGAAACUUGUUGUCACAAACGAUUGAUUAUCAGCUCCAAACGGCUCGACGAGCAGGGAAGACCCUUAGAAAUCCAUGUGGUAACAAAACGUAUUGAUUAUUGGUCUAAUGUUUUUUUUUGUCAGCCAGCAUCCUCCUUAAUCUAACGUAACCCUAACCUAUGCAGCAUUUUUAAAAAUAAUCUGAAUACAAAAUAAAAAAAAAUUCCACACUACUUAAGUUCAAUACCAGAAGUUGAUCCGAAUGAUCAGAUAUUGACUUCGAAAAAUUUGAGAUAAAGCUGAAAGACAAAUGUCCCUGACACUUUAUUAAAUAAACAGGUCGAAAAUAUCUUUUUUUUAAUAAUUCGAAAACUAAAGUUUUGGAUCUAAAACAUAGGGGUUAUUGUAGGGUUACCCCUCUUCUAGUGAGACAAAUCAUCUAUUUCUUCGAGAAUAAUUUUGAUCAUUUCUUGAUGCUUCACUGAAAUGGCCUUAUUUCAAAGACGCUGCACCAUUUUCGACCUCACAGCCAUACUAAACAAAUAUUUAAAAGAAAAAACAUUCAAACUGAUCCUUCACUCUCAGAUUAAAUACAAGUAAACGAUUGGCUGUGAAGACUGUACAACUUUGACAGAUGGUUGUAGGACACAUUUUAAAAAAUCAGUCCUAAUACCAAUUACACUCGAUGGGUAUUCUAGAGAAAAAAGGAGAGAAUGUUGUAGCCUUAAGUAAUUCAUGAAGAUUUUGGAACAGUUACACUUUGCAGGUUUCGUUAUCUCAAGUGAAGAUUUAACAGUCGCUGACUUUAGAUCUUAAUUCAGCAGGCGGGCGAGAAAAGGGAUCCUCAUCCCUCGCAUGGUUUUGGAGGACACCAUCUGGUGGCUCGGAGCCACAGACUUAUAAGAUAUACCCAUAUCUGUCUCUCUAGGUGCAGCAAGGGCAACCAUUUUCGACCUGUUUGCUUGAAGAAACUUAGCUGUCAAGAGAUAUAUGUUUUUCUCCAAUAUAUCUGAUUUUGAUACCGAAUGUCUUAUCUCAUUUAAACCAGUCACGAGGAAUAUACCUGAUUGUUGCUCCCGCGUGGACGCAAAUAUUUUGGAUGCCAAAGAUAAGAGGUCGAGUGCUAGAGCCGCCAAGAUCAAUCAACAGCCUGCGUGAGGUAUUAAUAGACAUGUGCCACAGACCUAUAAGAUAUACCCAUAUCUGUCUCUUUAGGUGCAGCAAGGGCAACCAUUUUCGACCUGUUUGGUUGAAGAAACUUAGCUGUCAAGAGAUAAAUGUCCAUUUAUUCGGCAGAACGCGCCCUUGACUCGACAUUUUCUCCAAUAUAUCUGAUUUUGAUACCGAAUGUCUUAUCUCAUUUAAACCAGUCACGAGGAAUAUAUCUGAUUGUUGCUCCCGCGUGGAUGCAAAUAUUUUGGAUGCCAAAGAUAAGAGGUCGAGUGCUAGAGCCGCCAAGAUCAAUCAACAGCCUGCGUGAGGUAUUAAUAGACAUGUGCUCCAGACAAACACCUCCACUGAUCGAUAAAUUGACCCUGAAUGUAUGUCAAUAGGAGACUCAGGAGAAUAAUUAUGUCAAAAGUGGAACCAAACCAUUCAACACUUCUACAAAACAAUAUAAAAUAUGUUUUUAAUUUGUUUAACAUACCUCAGCCUUAUUCAACAAAUAACAGUAACAGCACCAAUAUUGUUACGAACCAAAGUCCAACGCCAUCAGUGCUUUCAGAAAAUUCAGUGGAAUGCUUUCUUUCGGGUCAUAAUAUGGCGAGCGAUGCGGCCUCGAGUUGUAGUGAAGAAUCAGAAGAACUAACUAAUCUAACUUGGUUAACGGAACUUCGAAAUGAACUAUUAACAUGGCCUGAAUCCGCUGCAGAUGAUGAUAGUGUCAAUCGUAAGUGCUCUAAUGGAAAGAGUGCACAAAACAAUAAGACAGUUGAGGAAAAUACAGCUCCUGUGCAGCAAAAGAGGCCAUCAGCCUCGGAACGGUAUAAUACCUUUCUGGAAAAAGUUAAAAAGGAUAUCAUCGAAUAUGACCUUUCAGCAGAGAUUUACCAAAAAGAUGUGGAAGAAAAACCUCCUUUCAACUAUUCACACAUCAUAGGUAUGGCGAUGGUGGAAAACGGUCGCAUGACACUUCAACAAAUAUGCUCUUGGAUAGAAUCAAAAUUUGCAUUCUUUCGAGUUCGAAAACGGUGGAACAAUUCAAUACGACACAAUUUGUCAUUGCAUCAUUGUUUUAAAAAAAUUGAUCGCAGUAAAUACGAAAAAGGAAAAGGUGGCUAUUGGGAGCUCGGUAUUGACCCUAAAAAAUGCGAUCGCAAGCGUAUUCGCAAUCGAAAAUCUUCGAACAGAAAUCGAAAUCGAUCUAUUGGUGGUUGUGGAGAAGGUGAAAAACAAGCCGAUAAUCAAUUAAUUAGAACAAUGCCUAACACAAGAAUUGAACAGAAAGACAAUGUUGAAGAAUUUAUUUUAGAUGAGCUCGAUGUGCAGCAUAAUGUUGUUGUUCAAAGAGACACAACAAUUAAUUCAGAAUUCUUAACGUCCAUUUUGUCAUCACCAAGUCAAAGCACUACAACUAUAGAUGAUAACAAUCAAAUAAGUCCUUAUAAUAUAAACAGUUCAAUUAAAUUGCAGGAUGUAUUUAUAGCUAAUACUGGCAACGACAGCGAUAAUAACUAUAAUAAGCUGUCAAAUUCUACUAAUUUGACUGGUGAUGCUGAAUAUGAAUUGGGUACUAUUAUUGUGAAUUCGUUGACAGCAGAUAUAGGAGGUCCAAUGAAUAUUUCUGAAAUUGAAAAGCAAAUAAAUGUUUUUGUGGAAGAUGAAAUACCAGAACCGUGUGAAAAUGUUGUUAUAUCAUCGUAUCUUAGCAAUGGAUCAAUCGGAAAUCAAAGUCAGCCAAAUGUUAUUGUUGAACAAAUGGAGCCAUAUUGUACAGGUUCAACAUCAUCGGAGAGUAGUUUUCGGCCAUACAUUGAUGGAAUUGAUGAGGCAUUUCAAUAUCUACGUAGUAUGGAUACCCGAUGUGAUGAUUUAUUUGAUAAUCUCCUUGAUAUAUCGGUUAGUGAUUAUUAGCAAUGAAUUAGAAUAGUCAAUAUUAAUUAAUUUUAUUUUUUUUUGGAAAAAAAAACUAAAAAGUUCAUAUAAAAUGUAUUGAAAUUUCAUAGUGUUGUGUAUAUACAUAAUUGCUAAAAACAUUUCAAAGUACCUAAGAAGGUACUCAGAGUCACCAUGUGGUAUCAGGAACGUUUAAAGAAAAAUUAUGCCCAUUGAAUUUUUUGAUUCUUCAAUUUCCAAUUUUACGAAUACUAUCUUUGUUUAAAAAAAAAACAUUGCUUUCACUUAAAGUUCUAAUAAUGCUUUCUCAUAUAGCUUAGACUCGAUUAUAAAAUUUCCAUGAAGAAGAUAAUUUCUUCCUUUUUAAUUAAAGUUGUUAGGUUUUUGUUAUGUAUGUUUAACUACUCACACAAAACCAAAUUAGUCUUAAAAGACAAAACAUACCUGGGACUUAUAAGUAUAACACAAAGCUACAAGUACUUAUAAUAGGGGAGGAUCAAUACAACUGAAACAAUUUCUAAAAUAUAACAAAAUCUUAUGAUGUAAAAGAUACAUUUUAAACAUAUGUAUAUAUAUAUAUAAAUAAUUUCAAACAAUCAAUUUUAAUAACUUUGUUGUUUAUGAUUGUAUUAAUUUAUAUUGUUUUCAGCGUAGACAUCUUUACAUUGAAUUUAUUCAUAAUUAUGAUAUCUAAUGUAGUUUUACUAUGUAAGAUUGAAUUAUUUUUGAUUUUAAUAAGUUAAAGAAAAACUUAAACAUAUAUGUAUUUUUUACAUUUUACUUUUUUACAUUAAUUUUGAAAAAGGUAAAUUUUGAUUGAUUGAUAGAUAUAGACUUAAUUACAAAAGACACAAUUUAUUGGAAACGGAGCAUAUUUUAGCAGAAUGCCUGUUAGUGUAGGGACAUUUUUAUUUUGUGCAAAUGUAAAGAUGCAUUUUGUGUUACGGAAAUAAUUCCCUUGGUUUGCAUGCUUAUAACCUUUUGGUACAGGUUUCUUUGAAACUUAAGUUUAAGUAGAAAAAUGUAUUUAGUAAUAUAUUUAAAAUGGUGCUGAACAUUUUCGGGCAUAGGUUUGAAACAUCAACGAAAAAUUUGAAUACAAAAACUGGAUAAGAUACACUUUAAGCAUGAUGCCUACAUCGACUCUUUUAAUUCUCCGUUGUUUUUGAGAGACAAACACAAAAUAAUAAUUUUUGAAAUUAUUUUUCCAGUCAUUAAAAUCGUUUUUAUUGUAAAAAAUAACAAAAAAAAAAUAAUAUAUAAAGUGAGAUAAAAAUGAAAAAUAAAUGUAUGCAAAACUUGUAAGCACAUUUAUCAGAAUAAUUUCUUUUUGUGUCAAUACAGGUACAUACUUAUGUACGUAUAAAUUAUGCAAAUGAUUUUUAAAUAAAAAGUAUUGAUACAUGUUGAUUCAUUGCUUCAAUUCUAGAAUGUUUGGAAAUUCUUUUUUAAAUUUAAGAAACGAUUUCUAUUUGAUGAUUUUUUGUGAAUAUAAAAAUAAAAAAACAAUUGUUAUUUAUUAACUAAAAAAACUAUUCACAGAUUUUGUAGAUUCAAACAUAAACCAUUAUAGAUAAAACAUAUAUGUUUAUGAGAACCAUUAUAUAAAACCAAAAGCUCAAUUAAUUCAUAAAAAAAACAUUGUUGAAUUCAUUUUUAAGUACAAGAAAAUACAUAUUAUAUUAUUU
Messenger RNA from Eupeodes corollae, 5470 nucleotides. RefSeq lists its product as uncharacterized. Gene Ontology annotation, biological process: regulation of transcription by RNA polymerase II; cell differentiation; anatomical structure morphogenesis. Lineage: Eukaryota; Metazoa; Arthropoda; Insecta; Diptera; Syrphidae. The record is from RefSeq and is a predicted model, not a curated record. Bases 2265 to 3800 code for a protein of 511 amino acids. Gene Ontology annotation, molecular function: DNA-binding transcription factor activity, RNA polymerase II-specific; RNA polymerase II cis-regulatory region sequence-specific DNA binding. The transcript has 6 exons.